AGUUUAGUUUUAUCAAAGUAGAGAAAACGUAACUUUUAUCUUAAAAGUAACAUUAUCUUUUACCUUUGAAUAGACUGUAUUUUAUGUAGCAUUUAAGAAUAUAAAGUAAAGGCUAAUACUCAAAUAUAAAAUAGCAUUCUAUUUGCCAGUUAAAGUUAAAUAAACUUGCUUAAUCCUCUAAUAUAACCUAAGUGAUUUUAAGGUUCUUAUUGAAUUUUAAAAAUUUUGUAAUUAAAUGAAGUUGUCACAAUUUUUAUGUAAACAUCAUAUAGGGCGACAAAUUAGACAAUUAUGGUAUAUUCAAGGGAAAAAAAAACCUUUAGAUUUUAAUACGGAAAGUAAACUAACAUCACAAGGAGUACAUAUUGAAGACGCUUUAGAAGUUACAAAUAAUUUAAGAAAACUGAAUAUUAAAGUCUGUAAUUUUUCUGACCAAGUUGCUCCUAUUAAAGUUGAUACUCAUCCAUAUUUUAAUAACGAACCAUGUUUUUUGUAUGAAGAUAAUGAUUUGUUAGUAAAAGGCCUUACUCAAGCCCAAAAAAUUACGAAUACAAUUGUUUUUGAUACACUUCCUGAAUCUAUAGAAUCUAUAACACAAGACCUUUCAGACAAAACCAAUGAUUCUGUAAAAAGAAUAAUACAAUCUUCUAUUAUAUUUGAUGCACAUCAGCAAUUAUUGCCAAAAUUAAAAGAUCCAGAUAGACCUGCUUUUAAUUUUCCACGAAAAUUUGGUAUAACCAAUAACAGAAAAACAUCAAAUUUAAACAAAAAAUUUAUUCAACUUUGUAAUUGCUUAAGUGGAUCAAAUAUUGGCAAUAGCAGAAGUAUUAUGGAUGAUGCAUUUUUGUGUGUACCCUUUGAUAAGGAUUUUCACAAAUUUAAAUUUUCAUUAACAAUAGACAUUAUGUUAAUGUCAAAAAAUAUCUUGAGACCAGUCAGAAAACUUGAUACAGAAUAUGAAUCUAUGACCUUACCGACAAUUUAUCCAUUACAAUAUUUAAUUGGUUUAACGAAAAGUCAGAUAUACGAAUUUAAAAACUUGUAUCCAUUUAUUUCAGAAUAUAAUAAAAAAUAUAUACAUACAAUUUUUAUAUACUAUGAUAGUACUAAAGUUAAAAAUCUAACAGAAUUAGAAAUAGAAGAAACACAGAUAUUUGGUAGAGCUCUUAUCAAAGCAUUUACAGCAGCGGCUAGUACUGCCAGACAAAGAUAUGGUGCUAAUGUGAAAACCCUUCCUGAGCCAAUAACUGUACAGUGUAUUCAUACUGAUAGUAAAGCAUAUUAUUUUUCAGUGUAUCAGCUUAAUACUUUAGAUAUUAAUGGUGAAAAAGGGAUUAAAAAUUAUUGUUGGGCCUUACCAAAAUUAAAUUUAUACGAUCUAGCUGAUUAUGUUCAAGGUAUACCUACUCUAGAAGGUUAUAAUCCAGAUGUGUUCAAAAGAAUACUUGCCUUUUACAAGAAUCAAUAAAUUUUAUUUGAUUAAAUAUA
Molecule: messenger RNA, 1488 nt
Organism: Ceratosolen solmsi marchali
Lineage: Eukaryota; Metazoa; Arthropoda; Insecta; Hymenoptera; Agaonidae
Gene: mRpL37
Product: mitochondrial ribosomal protein L37
Exons: 6
Coding region: 236-1468 (410 amino acids)
Biological process (GO): translation
Cellular component (GO): ribosome; mitochondrion
Molecular function (GO): structural constituent of ribosome
Source: RefSeq, a predicted model, not a curated record